This is a messenger RNA of Leguminivora glycinivorella, 1112 nucleotides long. Its product is annotated as glutathione S-transferase E14-like. The transcript has 5 exons. Gene Ontology annotation, molecular function: glutathione transferase activity. Gene Ontology annotation, biological process: glutathione metabolic process. The record is from RefSeq and is a predicted model, not a curated record. NCBI's taxonomy places the organism in Eukaryota, Metazoa, Arthropoda, Insecta, Lepidoptera, Tortricidae. The coding region runs from base 403 to 1038 and encodes 211 amino acids.
ACAUAAACAUGUACUAUAAAAUUGCACGGCCACGCAUAACAUGAAACGUGAUGCGAAGUUCUACAAUGUCCACGGACAAUUUUUAUUUGAAUCAACUUUUUUUAAGGGCGGCGGUUAUAUAGAUCCGAAUGACACAUGUUUACAUAUUUUAACUACGUAUAACUUCUUAAGCUUUUACUUUUGUUAGGUAUCUCAAAAUCAAUUAAAAUCUCAUCAGAAGAAAUGGACUCAUUAACUCUUAUUACAAAUUAGCAUAUUUCUGCCUGCAUAACGACUUUAAAAAAAGUUUAAUACAUACUUAAAUAUAAUACGGAUACCUACCUACGUUUGUGUCGCACCAUUGUAGUCGGCUGUGCUAUACAUAGACAUCAAAAGUGGAGUUCUCCUCAAAGAAGCAAAACUAUGAAUAACAAGUUAAUAUUGUAUGGGGACGAGGUAUCCCCGCCAGUUCGGUUCGCGCUAAUGGUUGCAUCUAUGUUGGACAUCAAGUUGGACUACCAACACAUAGAUCUUUUUAAAGCUGAGAAUAAAUCUCCAUUUUACACGAAGAUAAAUCCAUUACAAAAAGUACCCGCGUUGAAAGUCGGCGACGAAGUAAUUUGCGACAGUCAUGCCAUUGCCUUAUACCUGUGCCGUAUCGGAGAUGGUCAGAGACUGUAUCCAGAAGAUCCAGUUGUAAGAGCUAAAGUUGAUCAGACCAUGUUCUUUAACUCUGGCACGUUGUUCCCGAUUGACAGCUUUAUUUAUACGGAAUAUUUUCGAGGCAAGUGGCCUGCUAAUGAUGAGAAGAUUAAAGAAUGGCAUUCUGCAGUGGAUCAUUUAGAACAUCUCUUGGAUAAUCAGAUGUGGUUGGCUUAUGACAAGGUUACACUGGCUGAUUUGUGCUGUGCAAGUACAGUAAGCUCGCUUCAACUAUUGGUACCUCCAUUGGAUCGUCAUGUAAAAGUUAAGCAAUGGCUAGGCAGGUUACCCAAGCUCUCUUGCUAUGAAAUAAAUUUACGUGGAUUAGAGCUAUUGAAAUCUAAGUUACAAUCGUAGUAGAGAAUAUAUUUAAGUCAUACAAGGUUUUCUUGGAACUUAACUGAAUUAUGUCUGAACAAUAAAGAAUUUAU